Messenger RNA from Pelobates cultripes (western spadefoot toad), 582 nucleotides. The record is from the annotation of a GenBank genome assembly. Lineage: Eukaryota; Metazoa; Chordata; Amphibia; Anura; Pelobatidae.
AUGGUCCAACGCGGCCAACAGACAAUGGAACCGGGGAGAGUCGGCCAUUCUCCUUGCCCACAUGCUGAGAGCACAGACCCACCGAUGCCCUGCUUCCCCCCCAAGACCGGCGGGGUUUAUCCCAGUCAAGCCCUCAGAGGCAACCUUCCUGCAAAAACCCCAAAGGCUGAACCCGGCGGGCAGCAGGAAGAAGCAAAGACAGGCAAAAUGGCUGCCAACACGUGCGCUCAGGCCACGGAGAGGCCUGACCUCAUGGCUAAGUUCGACGACCUACUCAACAAGUUCUGGCGAACACUAGCAUCCAGGUCGCAAACGGCUAAAACAAGCAAGCCAGCCACACACUUACCCACAGCGAUGCCGAUGAUCUCUCAACAAGGGUGCACACCUCUCUGGGCAUACAGAGUCCACACACGGCGCCGAAAAAAGGCAAGGCAAAGGGCCGGCAAACCCACGCGACUGACGACACCAACGGCGGCGCUCCGCUGCAACAAGCAUCCAGCAACAACCAACUUAGCGGCAAGACAUGGCAAGGAGAGCCUGCAGCACCUACACCUCACCCCAGAUACACGGAUCCGCUCAUGA